CCUCUUCCGCCGGUGCCGCUGCCAGCAGCGCUGCGAUGCUCACAAGGUUCCCACUGACAUCGCUCCGAGGACGGACAGCAGGCGGCUCUCCAGCCCGGCACUGCGCGCAGCACAAGUUGAGGUGAUUCAGACGAGCAGAAUGUGCCAGAAUCCUUGAAGACGGACUGAAGGCCUUGGAUAAUACCCGAUCUCCUUUGAUUGUUGUUCGUGCACCAGGUGCCAUGGCCUGUCUCAUAAGAGCUGAAGUAGCACUUCUGAGGUGUGCGUUGCUUUUUCUCUACCUGAGUGUCUGCUUGUGUCAGCGUGACUGCACUGGCGUGGACUGUCCCCAGCUGGACAACUGUAUUGAAGAAGCGCUGGAGAGUGGCAGCUGUUGCGCUUCAUGCUUACAGAAAGGAUGCACAUGCGAGGGUUACCAAUACUAUGAUUGUAUCAAUGCUGGAUUCAAGAAUGGCAAAGUGCCAGAGGGAGAUUCUUACUUUGUGGACUACGGCAGCACAGAGUGCUCCUGCCCUGCGGGAGGAGGCCGGAUCAUCUGCCACUUCAUCAGCUGUCCUGACAUGCCACCAAACUGCAUCGAUGUUUCAGAGCCUGCAGAUGGCUGCAUGCAGUGCGAACGCAUCGGGUGUGCCCAUAGCGGGCAAAAGUACGAGGCUGGACACUCCUUCCACGUUGACCCCUGCCGGGUCUGCCACUGCCCCAAUGAAGGGGGGGAGCUGAUCUGCUACCCUGUGCCUGACUGUGAUCCAAAGGAAGACCAUAAACCCAUGUCAGCUGCGACCACAGAGGAGGACACAGCCAGCAGGCGUGACGGUUACCCCUACAAGUACGACCAACAAGGCCAUACCGAUCAGCUCUCAACACCCUACCACCUUCUGCCUAAUGGAAAUCUUCCUCUCUUCAAACCAUCACCAUUUGAUAAGGAGGAGCCAGAAGACUAUGAUUAUGGUCCUACAGACCUUCCACAGGCCUUCCCUCAAUCUCUGGUCUUCCCCACCCAGUCGUUCUUCUCAGACAAGGUCAUAUCUAAGUCUGGAGGCUCUGACACGCCUGACAGACCCUCUGCCAUUCCGAGUUUUGACAGACCAAACAAGCUGGAGCUGAGAGAGCGAUAUGGAGUCCAUGACCAUCCUGCAUACAAAGAGGAAGUGACAGAUGAUCCCCUGAGAGAACCGCAGAGCACUGUCAGGCCACAUAUGUAUGAGGACACCACUACUUCUUGGCAGCCCUCACAGGGUCUGACAAGUGCGCAGAGUGUCUCAUUCAGGGAUCAGAAUACACAGACAGAAUCAGAGAAUCUAUCGCAUGCACACAGGAGUUUUGGGAGUGACGAAUUUCCACUGAACCAUAGAUUUGAGGUUAAAAAACACCCAGAGUACACUGAUAUGAGUUCAGAGAGUCCAAUACAUAAUCAGAGACGCUCUGAGACUCAGACGCAUCGCCAAAAUGCAUUAGAUAGGGUUAUGCCCAAAGGUUCAAACGGUCACAUCAAUGAUAGUCAUCCAGUCAGAGCUACCGAGAUUCAAUCCAAUCAACAGAGACGAUCAGAUGAAGUGAAAUUUCCAAUGUACACAGUCAAAAGUCCAGAGAGCCCAAUCCGUCCCCGGGGAAGUUCAAAUGGUCAGAACGAAUUCCAGGGUACAGUCGCACCAGACAGUGAGGAAGGGGCGAAAGCAGCAGAAGAAGAAAAAGAAGAAGAAGAAGAAGGAGAAGAAAAAGAAAAGAUAACUUUUCAGAGUGUAACUGAUGCUGGAGGAAAGAAUGUGCCCUACAAGACAAACUCAGCACUAGAGUCCGAGAGCAGCGACUCGACCAACAGGCACAAGAAGAUUACACCCAAGCCCGGCACCAUCUCCCCCAGGGGGCCUGUAGACCAUACAACCCCUAUGGUCCGUUAUCUCACAUCCACCACUACGCAGCUGCCGGUUGGGGUCAGUCUCUAUGAGAGCAGAGAGCCAGGUCAAAGGCUGUUUGACCUUCACAGUGAAGACAGAGAGCAGGUGAAGGAGGUGAAGGAGGAGGAAGAGGAGGAGGGGAAGAGUGAUCGACCUGUUUUACUCAACAUACCUGAUGAAGGUCCAGGUGCUCCUGCUGAGGAGCUGCUGCAGAGCUGCUGCGCUGCUGGUCAGAGAUGGUUCGCUGAAAACCUCCACUGCAACCUCAUGCCUCUGCUGACCAAUGACAAGCACUCUGUAUGCAGUGUUGUACAGAAUCACUGCUGUCUCAGCUCAGUGAAGGAGAGCCAGUGUGACACAGGUAUGACUUCAGCCAGACGAGGGGACACGUGUGAAGUGGAUCAGGAGGAUCAGUGCUCAGGCGACUCCUUCCAGGUGUGCUGCAGCUGCUGUGCCCUUGGCUUACGAGUGCGCGGCGAAGGAAGGGGCUGUGAUGCUCACCAGUACCUGAGCUACCCGUGUGGUCACGUCUUUCUCACCUGCUGCGAGGAAGAAGAAGGUCCCAGCCAGAUGCCGCUGAAGAGAAAGCAGAAACCCAGACCAACUCCUAUGCCAAAAAAAGUCUCAGACAGCAAGUACCCCAAAGAGGCCUAUUCCAUCAGUGCCACAGAUGAAGCUGCCAACGUGGUGAAUGAGCAGGAGGAUGUGGAUGAGUGUCAGCUGUACGCCGGCCAGUUGUGCCAGCACAAAUGCACCAACAUGUGGGGUUCCUACCUCUGUGACUGCCACCAGGGUUACAUCCUGCAGAAAGACCGACACUCCUGCGCACCAGUGAGUCCUGAUGAGGACAACAGAGUCAGAGAGGACAGUCCUGCUGUGGUCCCAACACAGACCACUACGACCAGUACCACCACCAGCAGCCCUGUCCGCCUCAAUCCCUGUACAGAAAAUGGUCCCUGCAGUCAGCAGUGUACAGCAGUGGCAGGCCAGGCUCGCUGCUCCUGCUUCCCAGGCUUCUCACUGAUGACAGAUGGACGCAUGUGUGUAGAUGUGGACGAGUGCGUGACCAACACCCACAGCUGUCGGCCCAGCGAGCGCUGCGUGAACACAGUGGGCUCAUUUGUAUGCGAGCUGCAGGUCACUUGUCCUGCAGGCUACCAGCUGAGGAACGGCGUUUGCGAGGACAUUGAUGAAUGUGUGCUGCGGACCCAUAACUGUGGUACGGGCUUCGUGUGUGACAACACAGUGGGCUCCUUCCUGUGUAAUGCCAAACACAAGUGCAUCAGCGGCUUCACACAGGACUCUCAUGGAAACUGCAUUGACAUAAAUGAGUGUAAGAGCCUGAGUGAGCCGUGCAGCUCCGGCUUUAACUGUAUCAACACUGUGGGCUCCUUCACGUGCCAGCAGAAGAUCAUCAUGUGCAGCCACGGAUACCACGCCAGCCCCGAUGGAGCCAAGUGUGUCGACACUGAUGAGUGUCAGAUGGGGACGCACCGCUGUGGAGUGGGCCAGAUCUGUCACAACCUCCCUGGCAGCUACCGCUGUGACUGUCAGACGGGCUACCAGUAUGAUGCGCUCCACAAAGUCUGCACUGACGUGAAUGAAUGCUGGCGCUAUCACGGCAGGCUGUGUGCCCAGACCUGUGAAAACACCCCAGGCUCCUACCACUGCUCAUGCACGGCUGGCUUCUCGCUAGCAUUCGAUGGCAAGAACUGUGAAGAUGUGAAUGAAUGUGACAAAAGUCCCUGUAGCCAGGAGUGCACCAACAUCUACGGCUCUUAUCAGUGCUACUGUCGCCAAGGCUACCACCUGAAAGAGGACGGACACACCUGUGAAGACAUUGAUGAGUGCUCUCAGAGCAUUGGGAACCUCUGCUCCUUCCAGUGUGUUAAUGUUGCUGGCAGUUAUCAGUGUUCCUGUCCUCCUCAUGGAUACACCAUGUUGGCCAAUGGACGCACCUGCAAAGACAUUGAUGAAUGUACAACUGGAACCCACAACUGUUCACAUGCACAGACCUGCUACAACCUGCAGGGAGGCUUCAGAUGUCUCUCCUUCAACUGUCCUCAGAAUUACAAGAAGGUUUCAGACACACGCUGUGAGCGGACCAGCUGUGCCAGCAACUCCUUGGAUUGUCAGAACACUCCUGUGCGGAUCACAUACUACCAGCUCAGCUUCCAGACCAACAUCAUCAUCCCAGCCCAGAUCUUUCGAAUUGGACCCUCACCCGCCUACUCCGGCGACCAAAUUGUCAUCAGCAUCACCAAGGGCAACGGGGAGGGCUAUUUCAGCACCAGGAAGCUAAACAGCUUCAUGGGCGCCGUCUACCUGCAGAGAAAGGUGCGCGAGCCCAAAGACUUUCUAAUAGAUGUGGAGAUGAAGCUGCUGAGGCAGGGGACGCACACCUCCUUCCUAGCCAGGAUAUACGUGUUCAUCACAACCAGCACUAUGUAACACCAACAUGACAGAGACAAUUUCGUAUGGUGCUAAAAAAAAUGUAUGUGCACACUCUUUUUAUAAUGCCUCCCCAUAUUCAAACUUGUUCAAGUAUCUUGUAAAACAGCUUUUCUGCAGAAAUUCUCUGACAAUCAUGUUUCCUGAUAAACCAAAGUCAUUUUCAGCUCAACUCUUGCUCAUGCCACAAUGCACCAGUGUUGCUAUGGUCUGCUGGAGUUGUUUGUUGGCAUGUCUGGGUUGGUGGUUUGUGCUCUGCUCUAGUGUCUAUAAACCCCCACUCUUUGACCUCCCUUUGUAAAUCUCAGUUUUCAUUACAAUGAUUCCUGGAACCCUCUGCAGCACUAGAAGUUAAGGGCACUUGUCACAGUGUAGCCCCGAAACUGGAUGUCUCUGACUUUCAUCUAUCUAAGGAAAGGUGUGUGUGUGUGUGUGUGUGUGUGUGUGUGUGUGUGUGUGUGUGUGUGUGUGUGUGUGUGUGUGUGUGUGUGUGUGUGUGUGUGUGUGUUUGCGUGCGUUUGUGCGGGCAGGUGGGUGCUAAAUAUGGGAGUAAAAUAAGUUCCAUUUACUUUAAAUGAAAUAUAUAUAAUUUAAAGUAAUAUUACCAAAUGAUCAGCGAUUAAAGGAACAUUAGAGAUCUCCAUUUACAUGAUUUCAGUCAUUAUUGAUGUAAUACUUGUGAUUCACUUUCGUUAAUGCUGAGCCUCAGCAAUCAACACCCACUUUUCAUGUGGUUAGAAGAAUGUAGACGAUCAGUUUAAUAGUAAUAAAAUAUUAUUUUUGAUAUGUGACCUGAUGAAAUGUAAGUGUUGUAAGUGCUCUUCAGCACUGAGAGUAGCACCGUAGUGUUACUGAUGAUCAUUGUAGUGUUACCUGUCAUAUUCCUUACUGUAUUACUGAACAUAUCAUAUCUUUCUAUGUUUCUGUGUUGUAAUUAUCUCAGGGUGAAAAUCAUGCGAUCUUAUUCCUGUGUCGUGUGCAGCAAUAAACUCAGUCAGCUGUUGUAACUCCAGACUGGCCUCACACAACACGUACUGUUUCAGCUGUAACAUGACAUGUAUAUCCAUAAACCAAUCAAUAAAUCAUGAUCAAACUGUUGCCACUGGCUCAGUAAAAGUACAUAUGUACAUCAA
Hippoglossus stenolepis (Pacific halibut) is the source of this 5479-nucleotide messenger RNA. It is a transcript of the gene fbln2, whose product is annotated as fibulin 2. The transcript has 17 exons. The coding region runs from base 222 to 4346 and encodes 1374 amino acids. Gene Ontology annotation, molecular function: calcium ion binding. The record is from RefSeq and is a predicted model, not a curated record. Lineage: Eukaryota; Metazoa; Chordata; Actinopteri; Pleuronectiformes; Pleuronectidae. Gene Ontology annotation, cellular component: extracellular region.